Messenger RNA from Sclerotinia trifoliorum, 3471 nucleotides. The record is from the annotation of a GenBank genome assembly. Lineage: Eukaryota; Fungi; Ascomycota; Leotiomycetes; Helotiales; Sclerotiniaceae.
AGCUACCACAAAUGAGCACCGGAUUCGCAGUUUAUUUAAAUGAAUGCUGUACUUCUUACUGGUCUCUGAAUUCUGAUAUGUAUAUAUUGUCGCAGCCAUCUCUACUAUCUAUUCUUCUUCCUGCUCAAAGUAGUUCGAGUCAUCCUACUUUGAUUUCGAUAGGCCUCUUUCGGCAUUAGUUACUCCUUUCUGUCAAUAUACUCCCGCAAUUCGAGAUGCUGGGCUUUAACUCACUCUCAACCGCUGCGGCACUCUUCACACUCCUUUCAAGGACCAAUGCCAGUCCUCUUCUAGCUGAAAGAUGGGCACCAGAACUUCCAACAUGCACAAAUACCACAGAUUUUGUUUAUGCUGGUUGCUUCAUAGAUCCUAGUGAUCCAAGUGCUUUGCUUUUUAGAACCAAUAUUAAUAGUCAAAAUAUGACAGUUGAAAUUUGCGUUGAUUUUUGCAAAGGUAUGCUAUCUCAAAUUUCUUCAUGGGCGAACUGACGACUGGUGAAUUGUAGGCAAUGGGUAUAAAUAUGCUGGAUUGGAAUAGUAAGUAUCUUCCACUCCGGAAAGAACAAUAAUUAGAUAUUUUCUCCUAAUUGAAAAAAUACGAAACUAAUCUUCUCACAGUUAUGGCGAGUGCUUUUGCGGUGCCUCUGUUGGUGGCCCACAAACUGCAGAGUCAAAUUGUUCAUUCCCAUGCACUGGAAAUAAGAAUGAAUCUUGUGGUGGCUAUGAUAUCCUCUCUGUCUAUCAAGAUACCACAUUUCCUAUAGUCGAUACCACUACCAUUUCAGAUUACUCAGCAAUGGGUUGUUAUUCUGAUCUUGGACCCAACGGUCGCACCCUCGCUUGGAAACAAGAUCAAAUCCCCAAUGCCGAUUUGACAAUUGAAGCAUGUCUUCAUGCAUGUAAAGAAAGAGGAUAUGCUUUCGCAGGAGUAGAAUACUCACAAGAAUGUUAUUGUGGUGUAGUUCUCGGUAAUGGAACUGCCAAAGUCGAUGAGUCAAAUUGUCAAAUGACAUGCAAUGGAAACACGACAGAGUUAUGCGGCGGUGCUGCUAAUAUUUACCUAUACGUCGCGAAAGAUUUGUUGUCGACGGAUCCUUGUAAUGGUAAUCCAGGUGGUCCGUCAUCGUCUUCUUCGGCGAGUUCUUAUUCAUCUACUUCUGCUUCUUCUCCGGCUUCUUCAACCAUUCAAACGACGAUUAGUUCGACUUUGAGUUCGACUUUUAGUUCAUCUAGUUCGAGUUAUCCAUCUUCUUCUUCGUCGACUGAUACCAGUUCAUCUGCGGCGGUUUCAACCCCAUUUUAUUCACCACCACCAUAUUCACCUCCGCCUUAUACGCCGCCUCCUUAUUCUUCGGCUCCGGUAUCUUCUUCGUCAUAUUCAUCAGCCUCAGCAUCAUCGGCUUCCUCCCAUUCGUCCGCUCCUACCUCAUCUUCUUAUACAUCGGCUCCAGCAUCAUCUUCUUCGUCUGAUUCUUCAGCCCAUUUUUCGUCAUUCACUGAUUUUUCGCCAUCAUGUCCUAUUUUAUUCUUUCUUCUUCUUUUUCGAUUUUUUUAUUCUUCCUCAUCUCUUCUGAUUCUCCAUUCUUCCACCUCAGCUCCGGCCUCAUCUUCCCCUCUUCGUCUGCUCCUGCCUCAUCUUCUUCAAUAUAUUCAUCAACUCCAGCUUCAUCGUCUUCCUCCUCUUUGUCGGCUCCUGCCUCAUCUUCUUCUUAUUCAUCAGCUCCCACCUCAUCUUCUCCUUCGUAUCCCUCAGCUCCCACCUCGUCAGCCCCAGCGUCAUCAUCGGUAAGUUUAAUCAAGUCAAAUUUCGCACUCUAUAACAUCCACUUCUAUUCCUGGAAGCAAGUCCAUCUUUGUAUUCCUCAAUACCCCUUCAUCUUAUUUCUACUAUAGCUUUAAUCUCUCAAUUUUACGCGAGUUCUUUCUCAUAAAUUUUACUGACUGAUUGAUCUUCUAGUCAUCAACUUCAUCUGCUUAUCCAUCUUCAACAUCCUCAACUUCGGGACCGACAUCUCCAGGAUCAUCUUCCUCUACAAUUUAUUCUACAAUUUCUUCCACUCCUUCAUCUUCUUCUACUCCUCAAUCUUCUUCUACUCCUCAGUCCCCAACUACCAUUUCUACAUCAUCAACCUUAUCAUCAGCUGCUCCUACUUCCACAACAACUCCCAUUUCACCACCAACAACCACAGAGUCAUCGUCAACUUACGUUUCUCCGACAUCCUCAACAACUCCUAUUUCACCAUCAACAAGUUCAUCAUCAGCCAAACCAUCCACAACUUCAAUUCCAUCUACCUCAUCAUCAGUACUACCUAUCACAACUCCCUCACCCACCACCUCAAAAACGAGUUCAACACUUUGCACAUCCACAAGCAACAUAACCCCAUCACCAACCUGUGAAUACAAAGUCGGAAACUGGUGUUCCAAUCCACUGCCACCAUUCAGUGAUCAAAACACCUGUUUCACUGCUUCAAAUACUUGUCUCGUACAACUAACAUCUUGUCUUCUUUCUGCCGGGUUUCCGGGAUCUCUUCAAUGUCUACAAUUUUCUACCUGGUGUCAACAAAUCUCUUCUUACUGCUUGAGCUAUUGUCCUGGAUCUUCGUGUUCAAAUACCGGUUAUAUAGCCAAGUAUCCACCACCAGGGUAUACACCACCUGCCAUUAGCACAAUAACAAGUAUAUACACCUGUCCCACCACCAUCCUCACAACCACCACACCCACACCAUCCACAACAUCAACAUCAUCCAUUGCUCCCCUCCCAACUUGCAGCAACAUCUGCACACAACCCCACAACCCCCCACAAGGCUACUCCUCCUCUUCCCCCGUCGGAUCUAUCCCCCUCCCAUGCUACACAUGCAAUAAUCUCCAACCAGACUAUUCCUCCGGCUACCCUUUUAAACUUUACACAGCCAAAUCCUCAGAAGAUAGUCCCAGUUACCAGAGACCGGAUUGUGGGGCUGGGUGUAGGGAUGCGUGUGAUGUGCAGUAUGAGGCUUGUGUGGGGACUUAUGCGGUGGGUUGUUCUUAUGGCGGUGGAGUAGGGGGAGGGGAUUCGUAUGAAAGUGCUUUGACGAAGUGUGGAUUGCAGAAGGCGGAUUGUUAUGUAGUUAAUGGCGGGGUUGGGGGAGGGGAGAUGUGGGAGUUUUGGGGUGGGGUAUUAGGUCCUAGAUUACAAAGGCGAAAUUAAGGAGGAAAUUUACGCGGAAUUUACGUGUUUAAGUUUUUUGAUGCUUGACUAGUGGAUGUGAGAAACAGCGGAUAUUUCUGAGCUUCUUCAAGGUGGAUUUUUCUUGAUAUUAGUAGAUGAGGUGGACGGAUGAUUAUCCUUAUAGUUGUAAGAUUACUUUAGCUAGCUAUUUAGUUUCUUUUAAUAUUUAACUUCUCAGCUUCUAAUACUUAUACAAUGUUAUGUCAUGUUCUUGUUUUAUUAUCAUAAUCCUAUCAUCACAUCAUUUACACAGAGUGACUCGAC